AUGUACCUGCACUCAACACUGGAGGUCCUAGGCUUCUGGUUCAGCCUCGUGGUGCUGGCGGCGCUGGCAUACUCGUACGAGCAAGAAGUCAUCGGUGGCGUCGGUGGUGGGGAGGACGUCGCCAGCACCACCGGAACCAGCAAAUACAACCUCACUCUCCAUGUAAGUAGGAAGAAGAACUCUACGUUGGGUUACAAGUUCCGUGGAUAUGCAAAUCUAGUCUUGUGCAACCUGACCCUUUUUCUCAAAAAGUUCGACGACCUCGCCACCAACGCCUCAGGUAUCGGCUACGAUCCCCCCUCGAACAGCACGCCCCUGCACUGCUCCGACCUGUACUUCCAAUCCUUUUCCGUCGUCAACGUCGCCAAAGCCCACCAGCAGCACCGCCUCCCCGACCCUGUCGACCUUUUAUGCGCCACGUCGGCGCCCAACGCUUUGUUCGCGCACCGUCGCCCCGGUCCAGACCACCCCUGGCCACGCUUCAGUUUACACCCACUCACAAACCCGUCCCUGGCCCGAGACCCCAAUGUGACGUUUGACAUGAUUAGCAUGUCCGUCUCGCCCACGGGCAACAUCCCUCAGGACGCAAUGGUCAUCGUGUGGUUGAAUCUCCUAAAGCUACCACCGAACCUCAAUAACGUCCCCAGCGAAGGAGGCGGUCGGGCGGGUCGUCUCCCAUUCCCUGAACUAUCGCGUGGCGCCCCCGGGUGGCCGGAGGGCCGUCUGUACCAGUUAAUCGCCUUCUUCGGCCCCGGACCCCAUCCGAGCAUGAACAUUGAAUGGGGGCGGUUCCGGAGACAGAUCCCCAGGAUGGGGACAAAAGUCGACACGUUCGAGAUGUACGCGCAGUUCUUUGAGAGGAAGGGCCCCAGUGAGCCGUACCUCGAAAAGGGGGAUUGGGAGGUGUGUUUGGAUGAUGUCGCUGUGGAGAUUGCGAGGAAAGUAGGACGUGAGAAGGAUGACGAGGACGAAUACCCCCGAGGAGGGAGUUCCGAAACCGAGCUAGGGAGGAUGUUUCUGUUUGCUGGUCAAGACGGCGACUUCAUUGAUGAUCAGGAGAGGGGUGAGAGGCUGAUGAGGGAACUGGGCCUGUAA
Molecule: messenger RNA, 1095 nt
Organism: Fonsecaea multimorphosa CBS 102226
Lineage: Eukaryota; Fungi; Ascomycota; Eurotiomycetes; Chaetothyriales; Herpotrichiellaceae
Exons: 1
Coding region: 1-1095 (364 amino acids)
Source: RefSeq, a predicted model, not a curated record